Molecule: messenger RNA, 3740 nt
Organism: Phyllotreta striolata
Lineage: Eukaryota; Metazoa; Arthropoda; Insecta; Coleoptera; Chrysomelidae
Source: the annotation of a GenBank genome assembly
GAAAAAAUGGCUGCACCAGGAACGUCAAAAGUUGUUUUUGUAAUUUCACCUGUGCUGGUGUGUUGGGCUCCUCACGAAGCAGAAAUCUGCGAGCAGCUGUCAGUGAAUCAGUUAAUGGCGUGUCACGGCGAACGUUAGCGAAAUUCCAUCCUACGGCACAUCGUACGUUAGCGUAAAAUAUAAACAAUGACGGUGACGGGAAUCCUACCAACAUAUCAGCGGUUCGUGAACGGUGUCCCCGUGCCGUUUUCCAGGCGGUCCUUCAGGCCUAGGGAAAAAUACGUAGUAUUCCUAGUGAUCGUCACGUUCAGUUUAGUAUGUUUCGGUACGAUAUUUUUCCUGCCCGAAUUAAGGACUGGCGGCACGGCCGAGAGUGUUUACAAAGUGUACGAUUCGAUAAAGAGAGCUGGCCCGGAGCUCCUCAUCCCGCCGCCUCCGAUAGACGACGUCAAGGAGGCGCCUAAACUGCUGAGGCACGAGGAGGACUUCAAGGUAGAUCCUCACCUCGUAGGAGACAGGGCCAAGCUCAAAGCCAAAAUCGAGCAGGACAAUGAAUUAAAAGUGCUAGAACGACCCGAUAUCGGUAAGCCUAAAACGUCUUCGACGACGAAAAAGGACCUUUUCGAGCCGAUAAAGGGUGUUGAAGACUUUAAAGACGCCGUCACCGUACCCCCAUCGUUCAGCGGUAGUUAUCCUUUAAUUUCCGGGGGCGAAGAUGAUACUGCCUUAGCCAGGGAACGUAGAGAUAAAGUCAAAGAGAUGAUGAAGCACGCUUGGGACAACUACGUGCGAUACGCGUGGGGUAAGAACGAACUGAGGCCGGUGAGCAAACGAGGACAUUCCGGGAGCAUUUUCGGUUCGAUGCCAUUGGGAGCGACCAUCCUCGACGGUUUGGACACGUUGUACAUCAUGGGCAUGAAGGAGGAGUUCAAGCAAGCCCGAGAUUGGGUGGCCAACGAAUUGGACAUCAACCAAGUGGUAUCCGACGUGUCCGUGUUCGAAGUAAACAUCAGAUUCGUGGGCGGACUGUUGGCGUGCUUCGCCCUCACCGGCGAUACCGUCUUCCGUGACAAGGCCCAACUAAUCGCCGAUAAGUUAUUGCCGGCGUUCGACACCCCCACGGGCAUACCGAACGCUCUCGUCAACUUCAAAACCGGGUCUAGCAAAAAUUACGGCUGGGCCAGCGGCAGUUCGAGCAUCCUCUCCGAAUUCGGUACGCUCCACCUGGAAAUGUCUUACCUCAGCGACGUCACCGGGAAAUCGGUUUACCGGAACAAAGUCGAUCACGUACGGAAAGUGCUGCAGGACAUGGAGAAACCCAACGGAUUGUACCCGAACUACCUCAACCCCAAAAGCGGAAAAUGGGGUCAACAUCACAUGUCCGUGGGAGCGUUAGGCGACAGUUUUUACGAGUAUUUGCUGAAGGCUUGGUUGCAAUCGAACAAGGAAGAUAACGAAGCCAGGCAAAUGUUCGACGAUUCCAUGGCGGCUAUUUUCCAACACAUGCUGAAGACUUCUCAAAACGGACUGAUGUAUUUCGCUGAAUUGAAAUUCGACCGACCGGAGCACAAAAUGGAUCACUUAGCCUGUUUUUCUGGCGGCUUAUUAGGAUUAGCUUCAAAAACCCUCAACAAUGAAGUCUCCAGUAAAUACAUGAAAGUAGCCGGUGAGAUAACGCGCACCUGUCACGAAUCGUACGACAGGACGCCGACGAAAUUGGGCCCGGAAUCGUUCCGAUUCACCGAAGGCUCCGAGGCCAGGGCGUUGAAGACGUCGGAGAAGUACUAUAUUCUAAGGCCCGAAGUAAUCGAAACGUACUUCUACAUGUGGAGAUUGACCAAAGACAACAAAUACAGAGAUUGGGGCUGGGAGGCGGUGCAAGCUCUAGAGAAACACUGCAGAGUGCCCGGCGGGUACACGGGCUUGAAGAACGUGUACGCUGACGAGCCCCAACAGGACGACGUCCAACAGAGUUUCUUCCUCGCUGAAACUUUGAAGUAUCUGUACCUCCUCUUCUCCGAUGAUAAUUUGAUCUCGCUAGAUGAAUGGGUGUUCAAUACGGAGGCUCAUCCGCUGCCAAUUAAGGGUGUGAAUCCGUUUUAUCGAGAAUCAGUGCAUUAACAUCACCUUUUAUUAUAAAAUCGACUGAUAUAGAAACAAUUACUAAUUAACUAAUUAAUUUAUUUGAACAGAUGAGAGAUAAUAUAUGUACAGUAAAGAUUUAAAGUGAUUAUUUUGAUGUGAAGUGUGUCCCAAAUAACUGAUUUUUUUCUACAUUUAAACAUUCCUAUUGAAACUAAUUUAUAUAGUUACCAAUUAAAGCUCUAUUUUUAGAAAAAAUAAACAUAAUUUCCUGGUUUAUAGAUGUUUACCUAUUUUCAGUAAUUUUAAAUACUCCGACUUUAUUCGUAAUUUAAAAUAUAUAACGAUAUGAAAGUAGUGAUAACAGUUAAACUGGGCAUUAUUUCAUUUUUUCUAUUUAUACUAGCAUAGGCAGCUCUUUAAACCGUUUAAAUUAUUAAACAACCCUUAGGAAAUGAACUUGCUAUUUUGGGACACAACUUGUAUGCAAAGGGAAAGGGUUGUAAAGUUACUUAUGUACAGUAAUUUUAGAAAAAAUAUUCUUUCUGCGCCAAUUUGUUGUGCGUUCUGUGAUCUUCAAACUUUAAGACAAAAAAGAUGUUGAACACUUAAAAUAACGAAAAAACUGAACUUAUGAUGGUGUUGUAUAGUUAAUUAGAAUUAUCUGGUAGCGCAGGAUUUUGGAUAAAUUUCAAAUUUUAUUAUGGAGGAAACGCCGAAGGAAAAUAUGAAAUACAAUUAAAAAAAUGUUGCUGCUAUCAGACGAACAAUUGUUGCUUCAAUAUUAAUUAUUAUUAAAAAUUAAUUUGAUCUUACUUUAUUUAACAAUCAUACGAAUUAGAUGCCAAAAACAAUCAUGUAACAAUUGAUACUUAAGCAACAAAUAUAGAUUUAUAAUAAACUAAUAAUGUAAUUAUCAUAAAUCCUGCAUUGUGCAUUUUAUCGUACGUACGGAGUGAGCAGGAACAAGAAUAUUUUAUUCAAUUUCAGUAUUUUCUGUGAUACUCUGUAUUGUACCUAAAGAGAUUUCUAUCCUGGGUAAGGUCAAAGUAACACGAAGAACAAAAAAAAUACAUUUAAUUUAUAAGUGUGUUUGUGAAAAUGUGCCACAAUUCGCAAUAGAUUUUUUUAUUGAUCUUCGUGUAUGUGGGACCAUUUUUUUAUUCAUUAUUGCGUUUUUGUAUAUACGAUUGUUGUUCUGUUGUUGAGUCUUUUUUACAUUAUUUUAUUUAUGAUUAUCGAAAAAAAAUGCAUUGCAGGGGAGAUGACAAAUUAAUGUAAAUAUGUAAUUUGAAGAAAAUGGCGGGGUCUAAAUGCAUUACUUAUAGUACCAUAUAUUUAUUUUUUAAUUGUUGUAAUGAAAUCGUUUUGAUUUUCGUUCUGAUUCGGAGCUGUAAUUUAACAGUUUCCAAGUAGACAAAAUCUAAUCACAAUGUAUAUUAAGUAGAUAGUAAAGUAAAAAAAUAGGAUUGCUCAAUUUUUUGAGUACUAGACAAAACUUCAAAGCACUAAAAAAAUCUUAUUUUAUUAACAUACCAAAUGUAGAUGAAUUAUUUUCUAAUUUCCAUUUUCAAUUAAAUACUCUGUUACUAAAUUGUAUGAAAUUUUAUAUUGUACCUGGUCAUUAACAUUUUUAUUAAAUCACUUUUUUAUCUCAA